UGAAUAAAACUUUAUUAUUUGAUUAGAAGAAAUAAAAAAAGUUUGUGGUUUAGUCAUUUUACAUAUACAUCAAUUUACAUUCUAUAAAACGGAGAAAAAGUUAAAAGAUGAUGCUGUUCCUAUUGUUAUCGCCAUGGGAACUCCAGGCGAUAAAACAGGCAGUAUCAAAGAGGUAGUAGUGAAGACAGAACCUGAACUCACGCCUCCAGCACCAAGUCCUCAACAACCAUCACCGCUUACUUUUCCAGUGCAGCACACCUUGUCCCCAUCAGAACAAAUCACAAUUCCACAUAUUGGUGCUAAACCAGAGGCUUUUCGUCAGAUUGAACUAGAACAAUCUAAAAUAGAACAUUACUAUGUACAAACAAAAUACUAUCCAGACCAACCAACAACAAGCUACAGCUCAAAACCAAAAUCAUUCCUUAGCAGCUCAGACCAGCCGGGUCCUUCAGGCUUACAGACACCAAAAACAAAACCUGUAGCUUUCCCGGUUAGUCCAGGUAGACUGAAAAGAGCAAGGAAGCUUCCAGCUCCAGAACAACAGGGUACUCCUCAACAUAGAAAAAUUCACCAAUGCCCUUACUGUAAAAAGAGCUUCAGUACUUCUGAAAAGUUGGAUAAACACGAACAAACUCAUACUGGUUCAUCUCCUUUUAAGUGUGACAACUGCAAGAAGAUAUUUACCUCUAAAUUCAAAUUGGUCAGGCAUGCUCUCAUUCAUUCUGAUCGCAAACCUUUUAGUUGUACAGUCUGUGACCGCACCUUUCAUCGCAAAGAUCAUCUCAAAAAUCACAUAAAAGUGCAUAGUCCACAAAAAGACGUCUUCAUUUGUGAAACUUGCAAGAAACAAUAUACUUCCUUACUUAGCUAUAGGAAACAUUUAGCUUUGCAUGCAGCUGAGGAAGGAAAUUUAACAUGUCAGAUAUGUCGAGACACAUUCGAAAAUAAAGAGAAAAUUUUGUAUCACUUAAAAAUUCACGCAGGUAGUCGAACUGUCAAGAACCCGAACGAAAAAAAAUUUAAAUGUGAAGUAUGUGGUAGGAAGUUUUUUACUAGAAAAGAUGUUCGUAGACACAAUGUUGUACAUACAGGAAAGCGCGAUUUCCUUUGUCAGUACUGUCCACAGCGCUUUGGUAGAAAAGAUCAUUUGGUGCGUCAUAUAAAGAAGUCACACAACAACAAAUACAGAGCUGAGGAGACAGUAACCACUGCCACCACCAUAAAAACUGAACCGAAGGAUCCAAUGAUAGUUCCUGAAACUUUAAUAAAAACAGAAUUUCCAGAAAGUAGUAGACUUUCAAAUGCACCAGAAACAUUUACCUCCGGUGAUUUAGGUCUACCACUGAUAGAGGGCGACUUGACACCAUUUUUAAUGAGUGAAAAUUUAUUAACUUCUGUACCACUGAAAGAUCUAGGUAGUACCAUCUUAGAGGGCAUAGAAACUGCUCCUGUCGUUUCCGAAAUGCUCAUCACUGAAAAUAUAGAUGCUAGUCAAGGUGUUUUGGAAGAGGAUGAGGUACUGUUAAAAAAUCCUGAGUUACUAUUACUGGGAACGACUGGUGACAAAAAUUUACCCUUACCUGGAUUCAGUCAGACAUUUCAGUCGCCCCCACCUCCAGGUCCUCCCCAGUAAAUUAAAUAAAAAAAGGUUUGUUCUUUGUCAAGGGUUGGUUUAUAUUUUAUAUCAUCUUACGCAGCUACCAACAGUUAAAUACAUAUUUAAUUUUUUCAUUGAUUUAAUUAUGUUAUUUCUAUGUUUCUAUACUUUUUUAAAAGGAAUAUAUUUAUAUUUACAAGGCAGUCUAGAAUUAUAGGUGGGCCAAUUAUUUCCUCUCUGAACAUGUAGCCAGAAUAAAAGAUUUUGAAAAAAGUUUAAAUACAGCACAAAGAAUUUACAUUUUUAAAAUAAUUUCAUCUAUGCAGAGUAGUCUAUAAUCAAGAUUAUUUUUGUACUUUUUAAAUUUAAUUUAUCUUGUAAUAGUCUCUACGGCCAAAUUUUGUUUAGAAGAGUAUCCAACUGCUCUUAUGUGGUUAUUUUAUGUAGUAAUGUGUGAUUUAGUGUUAUUUUAUUGUAUAAAAGUAGCUUGUUUGGGGCUGAAUAAUAUCGAAUUGGAUCUUUUUCCAAAUCUUCUAGUUUAGCUCCGAGCAGAUAUAAUUAGCCUACCCCGUAUAUCGCAAUUGCUAAAGCUAAUAGUACAUUCAAAAAUAUGAGUACCUUUUCAUAUAAUCUCAGUAAUGUAUAUUGAGGGAGUUGCAACCCUCCAAAGGGGUGUGACGAUAAAUAUUAAUAUAUUUUAAAGACACUUUUGCGAUUUGAAAGUAAGUAUAUUUUUUAUGAUAACAGGAUUUUUCGAUAACUAUGUGAGCAAGUUUUGUUCUACAAGAAAACAUUUUAUUCUGUAAAAUAUUUAUUCCAACGAUAUUUCAAAUUAGCAAUGCCUUCUGUAUCUGUAAUGUGCGGAGGGUGGGUUACCCCCCACGGCACUUAGGCCUCAUUAGGCCCAUUGUGCAUCCUCCUGAGAUGAUAGGCACCUCCUAGCUCGUGAGCCAGCCCACAGAUUUAAUGUAGUUGACAACGUCGCCAAGAGGUGCUUCUCUUAUAUCAUCAGCCGGUGUUAGCCGAUACUCGCCGAACACAAAUCUUCUAAUAAAUGAAAGCAUCGGGCAAUCGUAAAGGAUAUGCUCGAUGGUCUCAUCUUCUUGUUCGCACCCUCUGAAGAGUGCGGAUUCUGACAGCUCCAUGAUAUGGAGAUGCUUUCGUACUUGGCAACGACCCGUCAGAAUGCCUGUGACUAGGCGCAGAUUCUGUCUAGUCAUAGUCAAGUAUUUGUUUGCUGGAGUGUUGUCAAGAUAACUUAAGAGCUCCCUGCCAACUCUGCAGUUUCUUGUUUCAUCCCAUCUUUUCUUGAAUUUCACAAGGGAAUGUUCUUUGAUUAGGUCAGGCCAAUAGAAGGGCCAGGUCCAAAAAGUAUUUGGUUGGCUGCUUUCUUGGCUAGUGAAUCAGCAAGACGGUUACCUUUCGAUGUGGCGUGACCUUUGAUCCAUCUUAAGGUGACCACAUUGUUGAUGGAUACUUCGGCCAAAGCUUCGUGACAUUCUAGUACUAACCCUGAGUAAAUUCGUGAUCUGUUCAGGGCGAGUAGUGCUUGUCUGCUAUCUGUAUAGAUGAGCAUGUUCCUCCCAGUGAUAUUCUUUCUGGUUAUUUCUUUUGCUGCUAUGAGAAUCCCCGUUAGCUCUGUUUAAACUCAGCCCAUUUUGUGUUUAGGUUUAAGAAUCUGGAGUAUAUUCCACAUCCUGAGCCUUGUUUUGUUUUAGAACCGUCGGUGUAGAUAUAAAUCGUACCUGCCACUUCCGGCUCUUCUAUUUGUUCUAUUAUAACUUUAUAUGGCUUAUGGAAGAUAUAUCUCGGUGUAGCAAUGCCUUCAUUGUAGUUCGAUGAUACCUCGGGAUUAGAUGAAAAUCUCUUACCACCGAGCUAUUUUUUUAGGUUUGGAAACUGGUGAUAAUCACAGAGCCAAAUCUGUAAAAUAGGGCGAAUGUUGCACUAAUUUUAAUCACAUUUCAUGAAUUUUGGCAAUUGCAAAGUGGGCAGUUGUGUUAUCCUGAUAAAAAAGCACUUUCUUCUAUAUCAAAUUUGGCCUUUUCUAUUUGAUUUUGUCGCAACAAAGUGGCAUAAUACUUGCUAUUUAUUGUUUUCCUUCUAAGUAGUUGGCCCAGAUAAUUCCAUGAGAAUCCCAAAACACAGUUUCCAUAACUUUACCUGUUAACAAAGCCGUUUUUGCCUUCUUUGGUGGUGAAGAAAUUUUGUUCCACUGUUCAAAUUCCGCACACAUUCAUUUGAACUACCCACCUAUAUCUGCUAUAUUUUGCACUUUUACUCGACGGUCAUCCAAUAUAUUAUAUAUUUCAAUCUUAACCGGGGCAGUAGCAGUGUUUGGACGUCCCCUACGUGGUAGCAUACCCAUUUUUAACUUUUCGAGUAUAUCAAGUAAAAAUUUUUAAGUAAUAAUAGGAUAGUCUAGUAAACCUGCAUCAUAAGCUUUGAAAUACUAGAAAUUUGUGUCUUAUCAAUAAUACAAUAGGUUUGUUCCAACAUAAACCAAAUCAGUUUGCGUACUGUCGGGAUUCUGCGCAGUCUAGAAUUUGUGUUCCAACAAACCUUAGACUCGAAACUGUACAAAUACAUAGUGUUCCAACAGAACCAAAACUAAUCACAAACCGAUUUGUGUAAUGUCAAAUCAGUUUCUAGGUCUGAAUAGGAACGAAUUGUCAAGACAUGCGCAAAGCCGCAAUAAACUGAACAUAUCGUGAUUGUAAUUAAUAUAUUAUUUGUAACUAUUGUCUCUGACAGUUCUGAUUUGUAUUUGUUAAUCGAGUUUACUCUUUAUAGUUUUUGUUCAUGAUCAUUUAUUUUAUUUUGUGUUUUAUUAUUGUAAUAAUGCGUCUGUUGAAUUUAAAAAAUAUGUUCCAACAUAAUCGACUUCCGAGUUGAGUCCCAAUCCCCGACUAGUACCUGACAAGUUGUCAAUUUCUAGUCAUCGACAGAUUGUCAACAAUAAGUUUUGGACUGGUUUAUGUAUUGUUCCAAGAUCGUUGUUGGAACAAACCUAAUACAUAUCGUGAGUAUACAUUUUUAAUAAUGGCCAAAAAGAUCUACUACAAAUGUUUACACUUUACAUCCCUUUAAAAAGCCACAUCUCCCUAAACAUUGACAUUUAAAAAAUAAAUA
Psylliodes chrysocephalus is the source of this 4729-nucleotide messenger RNA. NCBI's taxonomy places the organism in Eukaryota, Metazoa, Arthropoda, Insecta, Coleoptera, Chrysomelidae. The record is from the annotation of a GenBank genome assembly.